AUGACAUCUCCAGGUUCCCCAGAAGGACCAGACACCACCAUCUCCUCAGACCAGGCUGAAGGACCAGACACCACCAUCUCCUCAAACCAGGCUGAAGGACCAGACACCACCAUCUCCUCAGACCAGGCUGAAGGACCAGACACCACCAUCUCCUCAGACCAGGUAUAUCAGGCUGAAGGACCAGACACCACCAUCUCCUCAGACCAGGCUGAAGGACCAGACACCACCAUCUCCUCAGACCAGUCUACAAUCCCCAGUCCCCCAGACCGACAAUCCCCAGUCUUCCCAGCCUACAAUCCCCAGUCUUCCCUCACAGCUGAGGGUGGAAGCAGUCUAUGUGCCCCAGUGAUCAGCAAUAAGGAAGUAGGAGGUAACAUCAACAUCACUCAGAACAACACUCAGAACAACGAUGACUCCUCCCAGGUUGCACAAUGCAGUGCCACGCUAAAAGGUGAGUUGCGUGGUGGUCUGUCUCCAGUAUCCAGAGAGACCCAGAGCGCAUCAAGGAACACACACUACCACCACAAUAUGAAGAGAAAGACAACACAAAGAAGACACAAUACAUAAUGAAUGAUAAAUACAUCUGCUUAAUGCAUUAUUAUGAUGCAUGACAUAGGAGCUAACAGGUUAUUUUGCAUUGCGUAUUAUGCAGAUGAAUGCACAUAUAAUGCAUUAUGAAGAGGGUAUUCAUAGGAGGUGUUACCAUAGGAGGUGUUACCAUAGGAGGUGUUACCAUAGCCAUAGGAGGUGUUACCAUAGGAGGUGU
Molecule: messenger RNA, 766 nt
Organism: Salmo salar (Atlantic salmon)
Lineage: Eukaryota; Metazoa; Chordata; Actinopteri; Salmoniformes; Salmonidae
Source: RefSeq, a predicted model, not a curated record